Molecule: messenger RNA, 3924 nt
Organism: Caenorhabditis remanei
Lineage: Eukaryota; Metazoa; Nematoda; Chromadorea; Rhabditida; Rhabditidae
Exons: 10
Coding region: 1-3924 (1307 amino acids)
Biological process (GO): heterochromatin organization; negative regulation of gene expression
Cellular component (GO): nucleus
Molecular function (GO): protein binding; zinc ion binding; histone H3K9 methyltransferase activity
Source: RefSeq, a predicted model, not a curated record
AUGAAUAACAUUAUCGAGCUACCAAACGAUACGGAUUUGAUAAACGACGCAUCCGAUGGAAGUGAACCUGAAAAUGCACAAAAUAUUGUGUUACCCAUUCCACAAAGACGAGAUGCAAACGAACCUGACGUGGUCGAUUUGACAUUGGAUGACGAAGACGAGAAUGGUGAAAACGAGAUAGAAGAAAUCGAGCAAGACGAAGACGAAAUUCUGGAAGUUGAAGCAGAAGAGGAUGGUAACGAAGGGGUGGAAGUGCUUCACGAUUUGAAUGCUGAUUACAUAAUGAAUGCGUUUCAUCAGGCUUUUAAUGUAGAGGAAGAAGAACCAGGGCGUGGUGAAGGUGGCGAGGAAGAAGGAAGAGAAGGAGAGAAUAUUGUUGAUGUUGAUAAUGAUCUCAUUAUUGAAGAAUCAGUUCAGAAAUCUGAUGAAGAAAAACGAGCUCUAAUGAAAGAUAAUAUUGACAGUCUUCUUACAUGGUUGAAGCGAUUGAAGCCCGAACACUUUAAGAACUUCAAAGUCGGAGGCUCCCACUAUUUGACAGGUUACACAUUGGAUGAACCAUUUCUUGACGAAGAAACAUGUGUGAAAAUUGCACAGGAUUUCAAAGAAGUUGGAUCACUUGAUGGACUUGCGGUGAAAUGGAAUUUAGAGAAUGACGAAUUGCUGAUUGCCUCUAUUUGUAUGGGUAUAUUAAAGGUCGAUAAUGCAUUCGAUAUUGACUUCGGUCUUCUCAGCGAAAAUCGAAUUGAUGAAUGGAGUUGUUUGAAAUGUGAAAAAUAUCUUGAUAGUAUAACUUCUGGUGUGAACCAAAAAAAUUCACCGCUCAAGUUCAUGCAGUUCACUGCUACUUCACCAGCUUCAGCAAUACUUCUGCUAACCUAUUUUUCCAUGGUUGCAAAUGAAUUUCCAUGCAAAUUUGUAUUAGAGUCUGGAUCCGUUGAUCAACCAAUUAUUGAUGCCUACCCAUACGAGCUUGCAACCAGCAUCUUGGAUGCAUCCUUUCAAUACUGGCAAGAAGGAGGUGCGCGUAUUCAACCUCAAAUGGCCAGAGAAAUAAACGAAUUCUUCCACCAAAUUGAUGCGGCAUCAGCUGAAAUGAAAGAUCAUUUCGAAAAUACGUUGGCUCAAGAAAAAGAAAUUGAUAAACUAAUAAAAGAGAAAGCUCCAAAAGUUGGAGACAUAGAAGUGUUUGAUCAAACUCUACUCACUAAAGAACAACGCACCGAAAUCAUAAAGGCACGUUCAGCUUUAACAGCGUUGAAAGAAGAAAUGCGAGUGGUGACAGAGGCAGCAGAUAAAGUGUAUACUCAGAAGACUGAUAUGGAAAAGUAUCUAGUUUUGAAACCCGGAGAGUUUUGUCUUGCACGAGCUCAACCCCAUGAUGAAGUUGAACUGGCAUAUGCAAUCACCCAGGAGAUGGUCUCCCCACAAAUUUACAAAGUAAAGUUCUUGCAUUCGGAUCAAGUUGUUGAAUGUCACAUCCGAGAUCUCGCACUCACUAACCAUGGCCUAUGCAAUCCAAUUUUUCAUAAUUUUUGUGAUGUUGGCUUGCGAGUUGCUGUUUGCGUCUCACAGAAAACAGGUCAAUAUGAUCAACGAACCCAUUGGAUGACUGGCACGACUGCUGGUCGCCGCAGUUCUCAUAGAGGAGACUUCUUGGUAUUUUUGGAUGACGGACAAGAUAUCUAUGCAACAGCACCAGUCAAACCUGGGGAUACGGGAUACGAAAUUGUGACGGCGAAAAAAGAAGGCACUGGUAUCUCAUAUCAAGAAGUGUUGAACCGAAUGAAAGCAGCUAAAAUCGCAGUGAUGGUUGGACAGCCGUUGGGAAAAGAUGGAAUCAUUGACUGGAGUCACUCUUAUCACUGGGUCAGGCCACAGCAGAGAUCUGGUUAUAUUAGACAGUUUAUGAGAGAUUUUCCUGAGUGUCCUCUUCUUCGAAUGCAUAUCGGAAUGCGAAUAUUCUUGAUAAGCAGGAUGGCUGAUAGAAGAAAACGAAUGGUCACAGUUGUUGCAAUUGAUCGAGCAUUCGCUACUGUUAGACAUGACAAGUCGCCUCAAAUUCCCGGAAGCAAGUGUUUUGAAUAUCCAUGUACUGAUAAAACUCAUGUACAUGAAGAUGAGAAUGUUUACAGAGGAUCUCAUAGAUUAGAAGGAGCCGCACACAAGAAAGAAAUGUUAUCAACAAAUAACAAUCUCUCAAAACGCAGAAAAGGACAAUUUGCUUCACAAUUCGAACCAACUGAUGCUGAUAGAUCAAUGCCACAGAGAAAUCUUCCACCACAAGCUGUAACGCCAAGAAUCCCUGGUGUCAAUUCGAGAACUUCUCCAGGAACCAAGAAAAAAACGGAAGCUGAAUUGGAGGAGAAUAAAAAGAAGCAACAGCUGUUUGAGAAAAUCAUAGUUCCAACACCGAAACUUGCUCCUCUCAGAACUCUGGUUCCUCAUAAUCAAUGCGGUCCAGAUUGUCUUAUGAAGAUGGACGCUGAUCCAUAUGAUUCGAAGUUCCACCGCAACUCACCAAUUCACACACCACUUUUAUGUGGUUGGAGGCGACUUCGUUAUACAAUGCAUUCGGGAAAGAAACGUGCCACGUUCCGAAAGGUGAUCGUGUAUUACGCUCCAUGUGGUAAACCACUGAAUUCAAUGGCAGAAGUAUCGGCAUAUCUUAACGAUACUCGAAGUCAACUGCAGAUUGACUGUUUCUCGUUCGAACCUUGUGUUGACACUGAAACCUAUGUUACUGUCAAUGAGAAGUAUGUGAAGAAUGCUGAUUUGGCUGGAGGAAUUGAAGGAAUUCCCAUCCCGCUUGUGAACUCUGUCGACAAUGAUCCUCCUCCAAACCUUGUGUACUCCAGUCGGCGAUUCCCCUAUGAUGCAACAGUCGAUGUGUCUAGUAUCAAUCAAGAUUUCUGUUCUGGAUGUACAUGUGAAGGGGAUUGCAGUGUUUCUGACAAAUGCGAAUGUCAAAUAUUGUCUAUUACGGCUACUGAGAAGCUUCCCGUUAAUCUACAAUACGAUCAGAAAGUGAAAGUACAACCUCACUACGACCAUCGCAUCCUCGCUAACAAAGUCAUCACAGGUCUCUAUGAAUGCAACGAUAAAUGUCCAUGUAAGCGCAAAGCUUGUCAUAACAGGGUUGUUCAAAACAAUAUCAAAUAUCCUAUGCAGAUUUUCAAAACGGCUGAAUCGGGUUGGGGAUGUCGAGCUCUUACUGAUAUCCCAGUGGGCGCAUUCAUAUGCACUUAUGUCGGUGCUCUACUCACAAACGAACUGGCAGAUGAAUUGAAAAACGACGAUCAGUAUUUUGCCGAUUUGGAUCUCAAAGAUUCUGUCGAACUGGAGAAAGGUCGUGAAGAUCACGAAACCGAUUUUGGUUACGGUGGAGAAGAAUCAGAAGAAGACAGUUACAGUGACAAAGAUGAGGAUGAUAGUGAAUCGGUAACAGACAAAACAGUUACGCACAGGAACCGUCAUGAUUCUAAACUUCCCAUGCGAGUGACAAGACAAAGUAGAGAAGAAGAGAAAGUGGCUAAUAUUGAAUUUCCCGGCGCAGAGCAGGACCCUGAAGGGUUUGCGCCUAAUGAUAUGGAGAACAACGAUAUUGAAGACGAGAGUAAGAAUGAGGAAAUUUUCAACUGGGACGAGUACUUUGACAAAUCGGCGUUGUACGUUGUGGAUGCAAAAGUCAAAGGAAAUCUGGGAAGAUUUCUCAAUCAUUCGUGUGCUCCAAAUACAUAUGUUCAACAUGUGAUGUACGAUACUCACGAUCUUCGUUUACCGUGGGUUGCAUUCUUCACUAGUAAACAUGUCAACGCUGGUGAUGAACUGACAUGGGAUUACCAGUAUACCGAACUUGAUACAGAAAGUGCAAGACUCUCUUGCAAAUGUGGCGCUUUAGAAUGCCGUGGUCGUCUUUUGUAA